Messenger RNA from Fusarium proliferatum ET1, 1182 nucleotides. Its product is annotated as gibberellin cluster-GGPP-synthase. The record is from RefSeq and is a predicted model, not a curated record. Bases 1 to 1182 code for a protein of 393 amino acids. NCBI's taxonomy places the organism in Eukaryota, Fungi, Ascomycota, Sordariomycetes, Hypocreales, Nectriaceae. Gene Ontology annotation, molecular function: prenyltransferase activity. The transcript is spliced from 5 exons. Gene Ontology annotation, biological process: isoprenoid biosynthetic process.
AUGGCUGAGCAACAGAUCUCCAACCUUCUCUCAAUGUUUGAUGCUUUCCAUACAAACCAAAAGUUGGAGAUUUCCGUUCAGGUGACGGAUUCCUUCCAGUACAGAGACACUCCUCCAGACUCCUCCUCUUCAGAGGGCGGUUCUUUAUCUCGCUAUGAGGAACGACGUGUCUCCCUUCCUCUCGCUCGCAAUUCACCUUCCCCAGAUAUAGUGUUCCAGCUAUGCUUUUCAACAGCUACGAUCUCUGAGCUCAACCACAGAUGGAAGUCACAGCGCCUAAAGGUUGCUGAUUCUCCUUACAACUACAUCCUGACCCUUCCCUCCAAAGGUAUUCGUGGGGCGUUCAUUGACUCGCUGAAUGUUUGGCUCGAUGUCCCGGAAGACAAGGCGCAGGUGAUCAAAGAUGUGAUUGACAUGCUCCAUAACUCCUCUCUCAUAAUCGAUGACUUCCAAGAUGGCUCCCCCCUUCGGCGGGGUAAGCCAUCUACACAUACUGUUUUCGGCCCAGCCCAAGCAAUCAACACAGCAACAUACAUCAUCGUGAAGGCGAUCGAGAGAAUACAAGAGAUAGUCAGUCACGAUGCAUUGGCAGAUAUAACCGGCACUAUAACCACAAUCUUCCAGGGUCAGGCAAUGGACCUGUGGUGGACGGCUAACACCAUUCUUCAGUCUAUCCAAGAGUAUCUGCUGAUGGUUAAUGACAAAACUGGUGCCCUGUUCAGAUUGUCACUUGAGCUACUGGCACUUAACUCUGAAGCGCCUAUUAGUGACAGCACGCUUGAGUCUCUCAGCAGCGUUGUUUCACUGCUAGGCCAGUAUUUCCAGAUCAGAGAUGAUUACAUGAAUCUGAUUGACAACAAGUAUACUGACCAGAAAGGAUUUUGCGAGGAUCUGGACGAGGGGAAAUACUCGUUGACUCUAAUCCAUGCUCUGCAGACUGACUCCAGCGACCUUCUCAUCAACGUCUUAUCAAUGAGAAGAGUUCAGGGAAAGCUAACGACACAGCAAAAGAUGCUGGUUUUGGAAGUGAUGAAAACAAACGGGAGCUUAGACUGGACGAGUAAGCUGCUUGGCAUGCUGCACACAAGAGUUGUGGCCGAAAUUGAUAGCCUGGAAAUUAGCAUGAAGAGGGAUAACCCUGCAUUGAGGGCCUUGGUGGAACGCCUGAAGCCGGAAACCUAG